Molecule: messenger RNA, 2658 nt
Organism: Symbiodinium natans
Lineage: Eukaryota; Dinophyceae; Suessiales; Symbiodiniaceae
Source: the annotation of a GenBank genome assembly
AUGCUGAAGCUCCUGGUGCUCAGUUGCGUGCUCACCGGCUUGGCUCAGAGUGCGGCAGACCAAAGGACGCUGGAGCAGGCGGACGCGCUCGUGGAGAAAUACUGUCCUGUUGAGGUGCCACCGAUCAACUAUGAGGAGGCCCGGAAGAAUCUGGAGCUCAGCGCGGGGAACGGCAACGUGGUCUAUGAUGCCCUGCUGCAGACAGCCAGCGCGGUGAAAGAUGGCGAGACGAAAGACUUGGUGAGCACACUACAGGAGACGGUGAGUCCGACUUUCGCAAUUCGCAAGGCUACUCCGCUUCUCAUGGCCUUGAUGCUCUGGAUAGUCUGGCAUUUCGCCUGCUGGUUUGUAUGUUGCCCGGGAUGCAUGAGGUGCUGUUGCUGCUGCUGUCAGAGGAAAUGCAGAUUUGGCAGAGCCAUUCCAUUCCAGAUCCUCCUCUGGACGAGCUUUCUGUUGCUCGCCGGGCUGGUGGUCGCCCUGUGUGCCAUGAGCGUCCUGGAGCACAAGGGCAUCGAGCAGGGCAUCCAAGGAACAGGCUGCUAUUCAGCCCAACUUCUCAAAGACACGGUUGCCGGCAAUCCAUCCCAAAACUUCGUUGGCCUACUUCCAGCCUACACGGCCUUGGACAACCUUUCACAGAGUUUGGAGCCGGGCUCCGCGUUUUUGGAGGACGUGCAGAGCGUCCUGAGCCAAACAGAGGAGCUGGAGCGGGCGGUAAACCUCGUGCGGGACAUGUUGGACUCCUUGCCGUUCCUCCUGGGGGAGCCAAGGAACCAGUAUCCGUUGGGCUACUACCACCACUGCGCGAUCUGUGCGCCCCUUGGCGCAUCUUUGGAUUCGCUGGUUCGCCUCUUUGACGAGGGUGUCGCAUUUGCCCUGAACGCGUUCAGAUCAGAAGUGGCGAGGCAGCUGGAUGAUGGCUCAUCGAUAUCCAAUCUGCGAAGCACCAUUCGGCAAACAAAAGAGCCAAUUGAGGUCAUGAAGGAUCAAAUUCUUGACCAGGUUGGCUAUUUUGUACGACAGGCCGACGAUGGGUUUGAGAAGGGCACCGAAGCCCUGGCGGGAGAGACUUCGGUCCUCUAUCCGAGCUUUAUGGUGGUUUUCGUUGCCAGCCUGAUCGUUGCGGUGCUUGGUUUCUUGGCUUUGGUGCUUUACAGCCUCUGGCACCGGGGCGGAGCUGCACCGGACCCGGUGCCUGUCUGCACAAGUAGUGCCGGUGCCAUGUGCGGAGCCUACAUCUUUGCCGGAAUCCUUUUCUUGAUUGGCGGCAUCCUGAUCCUCGUCUCCAUGGUGGGUGGGGGAGUUUGCCUGGCGAUGGUGGAUUUCGACCAGCAGUCAGGCGAGACUUUGUUGGAGUCCCUCAAUGUGCCUGUAGACGACACCGUCCGCAUGGCCCUGAACGUCGCAGAUCGCUGCAUGAGCUUGACGUCCGACAGCAAUUCCACCCGCAAUGUGGCUGACAUCAUCGAGCUCCCUGCGCUGUUUCCAACCUACGACGGUGAAACGGACACUGCGCGGCACUUGCUUGCGGAUCUCGUGGCUAACCAGAUUAACGGGGCGUACCUGGUGCUUGAAAUGGCCCUGGCUACUCAACCGAUACGGCUGGCGGACAAUCCCAUCCUGUCAACGGUUCGAAGCUAUCUGGGAAACGUCAACCUGAAGGCGAUGUAUUGGCCGUCGCCUGUGGACAUUGCAACGCAUCCGGUCUACCGCCUGAUGCCUCCAGGCUACUACGUUGUCAGCGCCUUGUGUGAUGAUCUCACACUACCAUCCCUCCUUCCAGCAGGGCUUUCUGACGUCAAAGUUCCCGGACUAAACUCCAUGGUCGUGGAUGGCUUCAGCACUGGCAGUGGGAUUCCCGUGGAAGGAAUGUUCCCGGAGCAGAAUGUGACGUGGGACUGCCCUGCAGUCUUGCAAGGCAACUGCAGCGCGUCGAACCUACAUGAAAGUGAGUGUGAAGCAGCAAAGGCCUUCCUGCUGGAGCGGAAGCUACCACUUCUCACAUUGCCGCUGUUUCGAUGCAGGUAUUUGCAGCAGCCUGGGGCGCCUGCUGGUACGAAAUGCGAUUUCGCAUCCAUGACCAAAGAGAACGGUACAUGGAUCAACAGCUGUGUGCAUCCCAACAACACAGUGACCUUCUUCGAGCAGGACUGCGACAUAUCAGAGUUCGAGGAAAACGUCCGGUCGUUCGACCUGUGGUUCUACAAGAUCUUCCAGUAUCUGGAUGACGUGGUCCAAGACCUCAUCCUCCAAAUCGCUCAGGAUCUGAAAGCCAUCGUCUACCUGCAUUUGGUCGAUCCAGUCUUCGACCUGCUUGACGGCUUUGACUGCUCCUUCAUGCAAAGCUUCUGGCGAGGCCUCACUGACUCUCUUUGCUUUGAAGCUGUGAGCAGUGUUCAGGUGGUGGCCAGCUACUACGUGUGGGCGGCCAGCUUCUCUUUGGCCAUGGUGCUUGUACUUUAUGUUGCCUGGCGAAUCUCAAGGGACACGACUGAUGCUUUCGAAAAUUCGCUGACCUUCCCGACGAGAGCCAGAGACUGGCGAAACAAAGUGAAACAGAGGGUUGGCUACCAGACCUCUGAAAACCCCACGGGAGCUACAGCCUCAACCGCUCCCGCCGAAGCUCAAGCAACCACAGCUCCAGGACUCUCGCUCUGA